CCCCAUUUAUUUUCCCCAGGAUUUAACCCCCCGCAAACUUCCUGGCUUUUCGGAUCUCACGGGCUGCUUCAAGGCCCUCCGGGAUCCCGCCCAGGGCAGAGUCCAGAGGACACCCGCGAGGAGGAGGAGGAGAAUGUUUCGGACCUUCGCCGCCUUCUCACGACCCGGGUCAGGCAGCCAGCGUCUCGUCAGGAUGAGCAGCGCCGGCGGCGCCCUCCCGCGAGGGAAGCUGGCCGACAAGGUGGCCCUGGUCACGGCCUCCACCGAGGGAAUUGGCUUCGCGAUUGCCCGCCGCAUGGCUCAAGAUGGGGCCCACGUGGUCAUAAGCAGCCGAAAACAGGCAAACGUGGACCGAGCGGUGGACGAAUUACAGAAGGAGAACCUCAGCGUGUCGGGGUUGGUGUGCCACGUGGGGAAAGCGGAAGACAGGCAGCGCCUCAUUGAUGCGGCCCUGGAACGCCACGGAGGAAUCGAUAUCUUGGUAUCGAACGCAGCUGUGAACCCCUUUAUGGGCAGCCUCCUUGAUGUCACAGAAGAAGUAUGGGAUAAGAUUCUGGAUGUCAACAUAAAGGCGACCGCCUUACUGGUUAACAAGGUGGUCCCUCAUAUGGAGAAGAGGGGAGGUGGCUCCAUAGUUAUUGUCUCCUCCGUCGCUGCAUAUUCCCCCUUUCCGGCUUUGGGUCCUUACAACGUCAGCAAGACAGCCCUUCUGGGCCUCACCCGCAACCUGGCCUUGGAACUGACCGCCAGGAACAUCCGUGUCAACUGCCUCGCACCCGGCUUGAUCCGCACCAAGUUCAGCUCAGUGCUGUGGCAGGACAAAGCGACAGGUGAUAAAUUGAUGGAGUCCAUGCGGAUACACAGGAUUGGAGAGCCGUCUGACUGCGCUGGCAUUGUCUCCUUCCUUUGUUCCUCUGAUGCUGACUACAUUACAGGGGAGACGGUGGUGGUGGCCGGAGGGUCGCCCUCCCGCCUCUGAUGUGUGUUGGGUCCGUGGCCUGGUCUGCCUCCCUUCCCGAGAACACAGAUGGACUGAAGACCUCCUGCAAAUCAGGAAUAACAUACGGAGACAUCCGUGCCAGGGAGAGGUUUCAUAGUGUCUAAGAGAUUGCAUAUGUCAAUGGAGGAACAGGGAAUGUAUGUUUGUGGGUUGGGGGCUGGCUCCCCCCUAAGGGGAGCAGGGGGUUGGGCUCAGUGGCAUGAGAGGUCCCUUCCAAUUCAGUUAGUCUAUGAUUCUAUGAGAGGUGAUAAAACAAGAUGGAGACCUGUCUUCAAGACAAUAUAAAUGGGAUGGGAUAAAGCAAGAUUGGAUCUUAUUUUGAACCCAUGUCUAAAUCUUUGGGGUGGGGAGAGAAUCAUGUGGCCCUGAAACCAUUUUGAUCCCCCUCCCAAGCUCCCUGCAGUAAACUUUGGACGAGAGGCAAAACUAGUGAAUUCCCAAAUCUGGGAGCAUCCCAAAAUGGAAAAUCAACUUUGGAAUGAUUUCUAGGCCUCCCAAACACACACCUUCUAAAAAUCUCACCUUUCCCUUGCCUCUAUUCUCCAGAGUGACAAAUGGUGAUCUGGUCACUUUUCUUUUCUUUUCUUUCUUUCCUCUUUAAUUGUUGGUCAGGGGGAGAGCCGGCGGAUGGUCCUGACGGGUGGGUGGGGGCCCAAAAAUCAGCCCCCAGGCCUGACACACUUUUGCUCUGAAUGUUGAACGAUGUAUGUUUUGCGGGUCCGGGGAGAUUCCUUGGGGAACUCCUUUUGAGAAGAGGGUGGGGGUGGCUAGCAUGGAUUUGGGGAGAGCCACCCCCUUUUUUUUAACAGAAGGGCUGGGAUGCAGGAAGUUUUUGGGUGAGGGAUGGGGAGGACAGCCUGUGGCAUAGCAUUUCUAUGUCAUCCUUCUGUGCCUUAUACUGUAUUUGAGCCGAAAUAAAAGUGUCUGUUUGACUGAA
Pogona vitticeps (central bearded dragon) is the source of this 1937-nucleotide messenger RNA. RefSeq names its product dehydrogenase/reductase SDR family member 4. Lineage: Eukaryota; Metazoa; Chordata; Lepidosauria; Squamata; Agamidae. Gene Ontology annotation, molecular function: carbonyl reductase (NADPH) activity. The record is from RefSeq and is a predicted model, not a curated record.